CUCCUGUUGCAUAAAGAUUUAUUAUCUUACAACGAAAUGAGUAUUUUCUAAUAAAAUCCGACCCUAACAGCAAAUCGAUGGAAACGACGCGUAGCAGAUUCGCCAUAAAACUUUACGUUACUUCACAAACCAAAACACAUGUAUAAGCAAACAACUGAAGGUUUAUGAUAAUUGAAAUUCUUGCAAUAUAUAAUCUCGUUUCGAAGGCAACCGUGUUUCCGCGAGAUAUGUGUUUUGUGUUACGCGCUCUUCUUGUUUCACUUUUUAUACUUACAAUUACGGCUCAUUACGUGAACAAGUCACACACGAAGCCGUGGAAAGUUCGCUUUUAUCCGAAGAGAUCUGUGUUCAGGAAAGCGGACCUUAUUGACAGGGGUUGUGCUGUUUUUAUCAAAGACUGUCCCGGCUCAUAUAAGCAGAAUUUGAUCUGUGCGCGUCAUUACGACGGCAAAUACAAGACCUUCAACAAUUACUGCGAAAUGGAAUACGAGAAUUGCAACAGUUGGCGACAAUGGAGCAUGGUGAAGAGGGACAGGUGUGGUUAAUAUUAAUAAAUAUUCCUUAGAAGAUGCUUCAGGAAGAAAUUUUGUUAAACAAAUCCACGGUAUUGAAUGUACGUAUUUAAGAAACGAAAGAAUAGAAUAUUAAGAAAGAAUAAAUGUUUUUUAAACAUUAUAAGCACA
Molecule: messenger RNA, 683 nt
Organism: Manduca sexta (tobacco hornworm)
Lineage: Eukaryota; Metazoa; Arthropoda; Insecta; Lepidoptera; Sphingidae
Exons: 4
Coding region: 165-545 (126 amino acids)
Source: RefSeq, a predicted model, not a curated record